This is a messenger RNA of Paracoccidioides brasiliensis Pb18, 213 nucleotides long. RefSeq lists its product as uncharacterized. The record is from RefSeq and is a predicted model, not a curated record. Bases 1 to 213 code for a protein of 70 amino acids. The transcript has 2 exons.
AUGAAUAAAAGAUGUGUGUCCGCGGGCGUACGCGAGCUUGUUCAUAAGCAAGGCAUACGGCCCCCGUGGCGGCCAUCGGCAGGGAUCCGAGACGUAGAGCGGUCCGAGGCAUACGAGCGGUCCGAGGCAUACGAGCGAGUAAUAGCAACUGCCUACGGCCUAGCACCCACCCCGCAAGCAACUACCCCACAGAAACUUCCUAGCAACCGCUAG